CCCGGAGCAAAUCGCACGAGACCAGUUGCUGAGGCGUGGGGAUGGCGUCUCGUGGGCAGCGACCCGAGCACAGCGGGCCUCCGGAGCUGUUCUACGACAAGAAUGAAGCCCGGAAAUACGUGCGCAACUCACGGAUGAUUGAUGUCCAAACCAAGAUGGCUGGGCGAGCGUUGGAGCUCCUUUGUCUGCCUGAGGAUCAGCCUUGUUACCUGUUGGAUAUUGGCUGUGGUUCUGGGCUGAGUGGAGAUUACCUCUCAGAUGAGGGGCACUACUGGGUGGGCCUUGACAUCAGCCCUGCCAUGCUGGAUGCGGCCUUGGACCGAGACACGGAGGGAGACCUGCUUCUGGGGGACAUGGGUCAGGGCAUCCCCUUCAAACCGGGCUCCUUUGAUGGUUGUAUCAGCAUUUCUGCGGUGCAGUGGCUCUGUAAUGCUAACAAGAAGUCCGACAUUCCUGCCAAGCGCCUGUACUGCUUCUUUUCUUCUCUUUACUCUGUUCUGGUCCAUGGAGCCCGGGCUGUCCUGCAGCUGUACCCUGAGAACUCAGAGCAGUUGGAGCUGAUCACGACCCAGGCCACCAAGGCCGGCUUCACUGGUGGUGUGGUGGUGGACUAUCCCAACAGCGCCAGAGCCAAGAAGUUCUACCUCUGUUUGUUUUCUGGACCUUCGACCUUUAUACCAAUGGCCCAGAGCGAAGAGAAUGAGGAAGAGGAGGCCAGGGAGUCCACGUUCACGGUUGAGAGGCUCCCUCUUGUCCUCACACCGGUGUCUACAGACGACGUGUCCUAACUGUAAACUUAGCCUCUACCCUACCACUCGUCAGCUGCUCUCUCCAAAGGCUCUGUCCCUUCCAGCAUUGGCACUGUGGACUCCACUUCCCUCUUGGCACCUGUGGUCGGGGUCGCUCACCGUCUUCACUGCUCCCUUUGUCUCCCCUGAUGACUCUUUCCCAUCGUCCCUCCCACAGCUCACAUCUUGCCCCCUGUGCUACCCCAGACUGUGCUACCCCAGAGCUUGUCCUUCCUUAGAGACUCCUGGGAUUAGUCCUGCAUCUCCAGCAGCCUGCUUUGCACCUGGCACGUCGGACUCCUGCCCCCUCAUCGUAGGCCCUCUUAACUUUCUUUCGUGAACUGCUAUCUCUGCACACCCCAAAGUCUAGGACAUGUUGUGUUCCUCCUUUGGUAGAAAGCCUCGCUGCUUCCUGGAGGGAGAGCACGCUCCUUGCUGGUUGGUGUUCACGCCUCCAUGAACUGGACCAGCCAAGUGGGAUUCUGAGUUGGUGUUUUUUUUUUAAUCUGACUUUUAUUAUUAGGUUAGAACAGAUGAGAAGUAGCAGCCGGAAGGGUGUGUCAUGCAGUCCGGCUUCCACUGGUCCUCAGGCAAGGAGGAAACUUAUGAGGAUGACUCAAUCCUCAGCUGACCCUCAGAGUCUCACUUGGACCCUUCCUCUCCUCACACUCAAUGACUCCAGGCAACAGGGCUCUUCUGCUCCCUAACCUUCCUCUUCAGUCCUUUCCCUGUGCCUCAUUUUCAUGUAUUGCUUCUUGUCUGGAAUACUGGCCCACCUUCUGCAUGAAGUAGCUUAUCUCUGUGGCCCUCUCCUUUUCCCCAUCACUGCCUUAGCAGCUUCUGGUCUCUCUGCACUUGCUUUGCCUCGUGCGGGUGGUCGCUACCACAGCCCAGCCGUGGACUCUUUAGGGGCAGGGCUGGUUCACAGCCACUGUAGAACAUCCAUGGGCCGUGCACGCAGGUACUCAGGGAAUGGUUACUCAGAGGGCAAGCAGCCUCCGUGGUGUGUUCGACGCUGAAAACAGUUGGAUUCCAACUGCCAGGUGGGGAUGUGGUUUGAGGGCCCAGGCUGCCCUGUUCUCAGGGCCUCUCUCCCAUAGAGCUGUGGGAGGUCCCUUUUCUCCUCAGCCAGGACUGGAGGCCAAGAUCACCCCUUGAGGAUCAUUGUCAGGGCUGCCACAAGUGGGGCAGCCUUGUUUUCCUGCCUCAGACACCUGUAGUUGCUGGGAGCCCCAACUUGGUCUAUACCAAGCGUGCUGGCCUCAGCCAGACUAGGGCCUGCUUUCCUUGGAUCGGCUCUUGUGAGCCCCAAAAGUAGCUCGGCCCCUGCCUGCCCCACAGGCAGGUAUGUAUGUAUGCCUAACCACGUGGUCAACCGCGUGGAUGCCUGCGAGCGAGGGGGGGACCCCACCUCUCCUGCCUCCUCCUAAACAACCGCUCUGGCGCCAGCAGAUGUCACCAGGAAGGGGGUGUCCAGAAUGGGGACUUCUGUUGUGGAGGGGGCAUCUGAGGCCACCUGACUCGGGGGAAGCUCACCACGCUUACCUGCUGGGAUUAACCUGGGUGCCAGCCAGGCCACUCUGUCCGUCUGCUCACAGCUGUGUCUCCU
Molecule: messenger RNA, 2397 nt
Organism: Balaenoptera ricei (Rice's whale)
Lineage: Eukaryota; Metazoa; Chordata; Mammalia; Artiodactyla; Balaenopteridae
Gene: BUD23
Product: BUD23 rRNA methyltransferase and ribosome maturation factor
Exons: 12
Coding region: 42-788 (248 amino acids)
Biological process (GO): rRNA (guanine-N7)-methylation
Cellular component (GO): nucleolus
Molecular function (GO): rRNA (guanine) methyltransferase activity
Source: RefSeq, a predicted model, not a curated record